AUGUCGCUCUUCGUCAACCCGUACGGCGCCCAGGAGCUCAACCAGGCCCGCCUGGACGUCGCAGAGGUCCAGUUCGAUGCCAUGACCACCACCUUCAACACGCUGCUCGCGGCCUGCCGCGAGAAGUGCGUGCCCCACGACGGCUACGGCGAGCCCGACCUAACGCGUGCAGAGCUCUCGUGCGCAGACCGCUGCAUCGCCAAGGCGCAUGCCGCCAACCGCGCCAUCGGCACGUACGUGCAGGCCCGCGGCCUGGCCCCCCACCGCGCGCUGCCGCACUACGCGGCCUUCGCCCCGCGCGACCGCUAG
Eremothecium gossypii ATCC 10895 is the source of this 309-nucleotide messenger RNA. RefSeq names its product Tim12p (gene TIM12). NCBI's taxonomy places the organism in Eukaryota, Fungi, Ascomycota, Saccharomycetes, Saccharomycetales, Saccharomycetaceae. Bases 1 to 309 code for a protein of 102 amino acids. The transcript has a single exon. Gene Ontology annotation, cellular component: mitochondrial inner membrane. Gene Ontology annotation, biological process: protein insertion into mitochondrial inner membrane. The record is from RefSeq and is marked provisional.